CACGUACCGCGCACCGCCCCUUCCGGCCCCUCUCCUCGCAACGGCCCCAAGCCUUCUGCCAUGCCGGGCGCCUCUGGGCUCAGGCCCACUACUCCCUCACAGCCACUGCUGCUCGGCCUCUGCGGCUGGCUGGACAGGUUCCCGCUCAGCCGCCCCAAGCGGCACCUGGCUCGGGACUUCAGCGACGGCGUGCUGGUAGCUGAGAUUGUGAAGCACUUCCAUCCACGCCUUGUGGACCUGCACAACUACAUCCCUGCCAGCAACACGGACCAGAAGCUCAGCAACUGGAGCCUUCUCAACAGGAAAGUCUUUCACAAGCUGCACUUCUGUGUCUCAGAGGCAGAUAUCCGAAAGGUGGUGGCCAGCGUGCCCGGAGCCAUUGAGCCCAUCCUUUGUGCACUGAGAGAGAAGGUGGAGGCCGGCACUGUUCAUGCAGUCUCACCUGGUACAGCUGAUCCAGGACUCUCCAGUGUGGAUGCUGACCAACCUUUGGUGGAGGUGCCCACCCACACAUAUACUGGCCUGCCAGAUUCCCCAGAUCCUUCCAGUGUGAAGACUCUUCACAACCAGAGAGCUUUGAAGAAGAUGGACUGCUGUGCUUGUCUAUGUGGAGACCCAGCCAAAGGGGCCUGGGAGCACCUAGCCAGGGUCCAGCAGCUGCUGGAAGACAAGGAGCAGGCGCUAGCCAUUCUGCAACAGAUAGUCCAGAUUUUGCAGAUGAAGGUGGUGAGGUUGGAGCACCUGGUACAACUGAAGGACCAGCGGAUUGAGGAGCUGAUGAGACCUGGACCUAGGGAGUGACCCUGCCCUGAAUCCACCUGGAGCCUCUGCCAGCCAGGGCUUCUUCCACACAGUCCUGCACUACCCUGUCCAGAGGUUCAGAGUGGGCACAGAUGUGGGCUCUGGGACUACUGGGGCUACUUGUCCCAGGGGUUUUUGCUGAGCAUCACUGGUAUAGACAGAGAUCGAAUGUUCCCUCCAGCCCUGUGAUGGCUCCUCAUUGCUUCAUUUGUGAGCACAUGAAGCCUCACUGUGUGCAGUAUCUGGGGCUUGGGGUCACACUACCCAGAGUGGGUGGGGACCACUGUGGUCAGCCAUGUGGCUCUGGAAUAACAACCACCCUGGAGUCUGAAGAAAAUUCCCCUGACAGGGGCCCAGGCAA
Molecule: messenger RNA, 1162 nt
Organism: Heterocephalus glaber (naked mole-rat)
Lineage: Eukaryota; Metazoa; Chordata; Mammalia; Rodentia; Bathyergidae
Product: sperm flagella and cilia-associated protein 1-like
Biological process (GO): regulation of cytoskeleton organization
Cellular component (GO): axoneme
Molecular function (GO): microtubule binding
Source: RefSeq, a predicted model, not a curated record